This is a messenger RNA of Daphnia carinata, 2177 nucleotides long. RefSeq lists its product as uncharacterized. The transcript is spliced from 24 exons. Bases 24 to 2036 code for a protein of 670 amino acids. Gene Ontology annotation, biological process: cGMP biosynthetic process; intracellular signal transduction; receptor guanylyl cyclase signaling pathway. NCBI's taxonomy places the organism in Eukaryota, Metazoa, Arthropoda, Branchiopoda, Diplostraca, Daphniidae. The record is from RefSeq and is a predicted model, not a curated record. Gene Ontology annotation, molecular function: guanylate cyclase activity; peptide receptor activity.
GCAGAAGAUCCCAGAAGAAGAAGAUGGAUUCGGAUUUUAGCUGUCCCGAAAAUGGAACUGGCACGGAUUACGCUAGCUCAGCUGAUGAUUCGACUCUGACGCAGGUUUCCACUGGCUGUUUUCACGUUAGCCCAGCUACCCGAAAAGGCAAGCGACUUCAACUCCUUCAGAUGUUAUUGCUUCCCUUCAUACCUAUACUAGCUCUAGUUGUGCAAAACGUUUUGACGAUGAAGGAUGCCAUCAGCGCACAGAAGGAAGCCACCGUCAUAGAACACCAGAUCGAUCUAACGGUGGAGGUUUGUAAACUACUCAGCGCUCUGCAGCACGAACGCAGCGAAAUUGCCCACUACAUAUUCACCAAGGGUAACAGCUUAGGCCUACCAAGCACAGAGACAUCUAACAGCAGGCUCUCCUCCCAUUCGUCGUUGUACAACAGAUCUAGCCUGUCGCACCGGUUCGCCAACACUGACGAAGCUCUGCGCAACGUCAGCGCCAUUUUCGCCUUCAAGUCGGACUCGUGGAACAGCAUCUUCGGAUCCAAAGCCAAUUUCAUGGAACAUCUCGCUUUACUCGGCGUCAAACGUUUCGGGAUUAUUGACAUUGCAGAGCGCGGUGAAGGCCAAAAGGAGAAUGCAGCCAUUCGCGAGAUCAAUUGGUAUAACGUGGCCAACGAUCUGAUUCUUGAUCAGCUGUCGACGCGGAUACGGCAGACGUCGACUACCGGCGCUUGGAGGUUGCUGAUUGCCUUCCAAUUCGUCAUCCGCUCCAUCGAAAAUUUCAGCAUCGCCAUUGUUUACGGGCUUUACUACUUCGGAAAAGGUCACCUCUCGUUGGAAAACUACGCUCGUUUCAUCCGCUAUGAUUCACUGGCACAGGUGUUUUUAUCAUCGUGGCUAAAUAAAGAUUAUUUGAACGCCACACAGCAGUUCUCCACAACGUCCGUAAACAUCUACAAGAACUUUGUCGAUGACUUUCCUUACUUCGACAAUCUAACAGCCACGAGGCUGGAGAUCUAUAGCAACCUUCAAAGAGAACCGGAUACUGAAAUUGCCACGACGUACUACGAUUACAUGUCUCUGUACAUCGAUUCGCUGCGACUACAUCAAGACAAAUUGCGCGACGAAAUCCUGGCGUCGGUUGAGGAGGACCUUGAAGAAGCGGGUACGUUGCAGACCAUCACCAUCUGCGUAUUGACGCUAGUGUUGUUCAUCUCGCCAUUCAUCAUCUUUCUAGUUCGCAACGCUACUCAAACGAUCCAGACGUUCGCCAGCGGCCUGGUAUCCAAAACGACGGAACUGAAGCGCGAGAGAAAGCGGUGCGAUCGAUUGCUAUGCCAAAUGCUGCCUAAGGCUGUCGUUCGUCAACUCAAACAGAGAAGACAGGUGCCGGCAGAAAGUUUCGACUCGGUGACCAUAUACUUUAGCGAUAUCGUCGGAUUUACGGCCAUCUCCGCCUCCAGCACGCCACUCGAGAUCAUCGCUUUCCUCAAUGCCCUUUACAAGAUGUUUGAUUCGAAACUGGAGCGCUACGAUGUUUACAAGGUGGAGACCAUCGGGGACGCGUACAUGGUUGUUUCGGGACUACCACAUCGCAACGGCUUAAAGCACGUUGGCGAAAUAGCGACCAUGUCUCUGGAUUUGAUUGCCGGUGUAAAAAGCUUUCGUAUACCACACCGUCCGAACCAGCCAGUCUGCAUCAGAAUCGGCUUUAACACAGGCCCGUGCGUGGCGGGAGUUGUCGGUACAAAAAUGCCUCGCUACUGCCUUUUCGGUGACACCAUCAACACUGCGUCUCGUAUGGAAUCGACAGGAGAAGCGAUGAAGAUUCACAUCAGUACCAGCGCGAAGGAAGCCCUUGACGCUAUCGGUGGCUACCACACGGAGCUUCGAGGCAGCUUUGAAGUGAAGGGUAAAGGAAUGAUGGAUACAUACUGGCUGACUGGCAAAGAAGGUGGACUGCCUCGCUUCCUCGAGCUGGAAGUUCCAGGCUACAUGGACGAACCUGAAUAUCUGAGAGAUUUGAGUGACUUACCUUGAACUUUCCUAUCCAUCCAGGACCAUUACUGGAUAGCGCACUUGUAUGCGGCAAUGCGUUACCCAGCAUUUCUAAAAGGGCAGAAUCAGUUAUAGUGUUUGUAAAUGAACCGGAUAAAGGUUGGUAGGUAGUAAUUAUAAAAA